Carassius auratus (goldfish) is the source of this 4800-nucleotide messenger RNA. RefSeq lists its product as uncharacterized. The transcript has a single exon. Lineage: Eukaryota; Metazoa; Chordata; Actinopteri; Cypriniformes; Cyprinidae. Bases 1788 to 3287 code for a protein of 499 amino acids. The record is from RefSeq and is a predicted model, not a curated record.
GUCAUUGAAUGGGCUCUCCAUGGGAGAGAUCCUUUCAAGUCACCAAAAGGUUACACUAUCAUUGUCUCUCCAUGGGGUGUUAUUGUAUUGUUUGUAGCACAUUUGUUAACAGGUAUAAAGGUCUGUUCUCACAGACAGUACUUUGGGUUAAGAUUGUAUGAAGGAUGACAUGCUAACAUCACUGCUGAAGAACUGCUACACUGCUACCUUCAAUAAAUUCUUCUCCCCACAAGAACUUUGAUCAAGCUUACUUAUUUUAUGUAUUAGAGAAAUCUAGUACAUUGGCGAGCCACCCAAACUACUGCUCAGCCAAAUACAGCAAAAUCUAACAAUUUGGCGAGCCAGCCAGGAGAGACUGACAAGAAGAGAACUCACCAAUUGCAACAAGAAGUGAACAAAAGAGUUUUGGAAAUUCUACAGUUUUUGUGUUGAAGAUCAACAGACCGCAUCUGUGGACAUAAGUUAUUUGAAUCAACUUGAACCUUUCUCAAAGAUUCUAAUUUGGUGAGUGAAACUAUCAGCUCUCUAAAAGAACUUAAAAGAACACUUUUUCAUAAGUAAGCAGAUCAUUUGAUGUGUGUAGUGUAACCAUAAUAACCAGUGUAGCACUGUUUAAGAAAUGUUUGGCUUAGGCCUUUCUCUUGAGUCUGUAGGAACCUUUUAAAUGAUUUAGUUAAUUCUCCUGAGACUGUAGGAGCUAUAGAAAAAGUGUUUAUAGCUUGGUCCAGUCCUCUUGAGUCUAUAAGAAUCAUUCAAGAAAGAGGUUUAGUCCGUUCUCGUGAGACUGUAGGAGCCAUAGAUGUGUAAUUAUAGGCUUAAUCCUGUUCUCUGGAGUCUGUAGGAAUUGUUUAAGAAACAAUUUAGUCCGUUCAUCAAGAGACUGUAGUAGCAGAGGCUUGGUCCUUUCUCUUUAUGUCUGUAGGAAUUGUUUAAGAAACAAUUUAGUCCGUUCAUAAAGAGAUUGUAGAAGCAGAGGCUUGGUCCGUUCUCUUUUUGUCUGUAGGAAUUGUGUGAAAGAAACAAUUUAGACCAGUAAUCAAGAGACUGUAGAAGCAAGGGCUUGGUACUUUCUGCUUGUAUCUGUAGGAAUUGUUUAAGAAACAAUUUAGUCCGUUCAUAAAGAGAUUGUAGAAGCAGAGGCUUGGUCCGUUCUCUUUUUGUCUGUAGGAAUUGUGUGAAAGAAACAAUUUAGACCAGUAAUCAAGAGAUUGUAGAAGCAUAAGCUUGGUCCUUUCUCUUUUUGUUUGUAGGAAUUGUGUAAAAAAAAAACAAAAAAAAAAAACAAUUUAGUCCAUUUCUCCAGAGACUGUAGGAGUCAUAGAUAGAAUUGGGACUGAUGUUGCUGCAAGAAUUGGGAAUUCUUGACUGGGUGCUAAUUCAGUAGCCACUAAUGUAGAUUUAAAUUAAUGUUCAAACCGAAUUAGAAGAUGAUGGCAUAAAACCAUGAAACUAUAAGUUUGUUUGCCUUCCAUAAAAAUACAGAAAAAAAAAAUAUAUAUAUAUAAUGUAAAUUGUCUAAGGGACAAAUUUGAAAAAGGCAUUCAGCCUUCUGAGCUAGAACUCAAUUCAGACAUUAAACAAGGAAAAUUAGCCUGAAUGUAAAUGUUUCGUUUUAAAUGGAAGAUUGAAAACUAAGCUGAGCUUUUAAACUAAUGAUUUGUCUGUGUAACUGAAAAUGGUCAGUCUAACAGACUGCUGUGAAUUUAAAUCUGAAUAAGUACCUUUAACAGUUCUAACACCUUUUGUUCUGUUUUCACACCUCUGAGGGCACUUUUCCUGUAUUCGCCAUGGCUGAGUCUGCACAAAACAAAGGCAAUAGUCAUGCAUUGAGGCCAACAACAGAAAGACAUGGAACAGAACCUCCAAAUGUUACCAUUGAUCAGAUGUUGGAGAAUCUGAAUGCAUAUCUGGACAAAAGGCUGGGACUGAGGAAGUGCCAUGAUGACAUCUGCCAGAAGUACAGCAUCAAGUACUCAGAGAGUGGACUAUGGGCUUUGCCGGACAUUAAAAGGGCUUAUGGAAAGAUGCAGCGCUUAAGGACAUACACCAACAGAGAUGGCUUGUCUGUAAUUUUGCUCAAACAAAUUCGACAGCAUCUACAGAGAUGUGAAACUGACAAAUUACAACAUGAGAAAAAAGCAGAGAAAGCAAAGGUUCGAGCACUGGCUGAACAAUUACAGACUGUAAAGAAGGACAAAGAAAGACUGUUACAUCAGAAUGACAAGUUGUUAACUUUGCUCUCCAAACGACUGGAAUCAAAAGCUUCAAGCAGCUCUGAUAACAGUGAUGCAGAUAUCAACACACAUACUGAAAUUACAAAGGACAAACUGAAGGUUAGACUUGCUCCUGUAAUUAUUAAGAACAGAAGAACUGAAACUGAAAAUGAAGAGGAGUAUGAGGAAGAUGGUGAACGACGAACUCGCACAGUAAAAAAGGUAAUAAAGAAAUAUGUUCCAUACAGAACAUACCAGCCAGCUACUCCAGAGCAAGUUGACAAAUGGUCAAAAGAAUUGCCAGAUGUGUACAAGCAACCACGGAAAGUAUGGCAAUUUCUUCAACGCUUGCAGAAAAUCUACAAUUUACAUCCACUGGACAGUGUGAUGAUUGUUAAUGUGAACUUAAGAGACAAUGACCAACAACGACUUACAGAAAGUGUUGAAAGAAGGAUUGGUGAAUCUCAAGAAAACAUUGAAGCUGGAUGGGAAGCGGUUCAAACCUUCUUAUUUGAACUGAAACCUGCAGAGGUUAAUUGGGCUAAAAUUACCUCUUGUGUGCAGAAGACAGGAGAAAGUGUUGCAGAAUUUGAAGAACGCUUCAGACAAACUUGGAUGGAACAUGCUGGUUUGAACAACAACAUUGAAGAACUCUGUGAAGACACUAGCAUCCCUUUUAAAACCAUAUUUGUGAAUGGACUGAAACCCGAGGUUUCUAAAACUCUUAAAAUCAGGUAUGAUGACUGGGACAGCACUGGAACAACAUUUAUGCAGAUUGUAGAAUGGUCAGCAAAGAUUGAAAGAACACAGGAAGUCGAUCUCAGAGUUUUACAAUCCAAAACCUUGUCAUACAACAACAGGACAAUGGGAUACGAAAAAAGUGAAUAUCAGAGACACUCAAGAGAGAAAACUCAGGAAAGAUUUAGACAUUGCAACGAGGAAGGACACUGGAUUCGUGAUUGUAAGCUGAGUUUGAGACAAAGUGAUGACGACCACCUGUUGAAGAGGUUUCAGCAGUUGACAGCCAAACAAAAACAGACUCUGCUAAAUGCUGUGGAGCCACAGGGAAACUGAAGAACCUCUCUCUGCAGCACCAGCUAGUGACAUCUUAUCCAAAAGCUGAUGGACUCCAUGAAACCUCAACAACUGAAGCCACAGAGGAUGUCCUAGUAGACGGUGCUGCUAAACAAGCCGUAAAGGAGAGAGGUAAACAUGCAGCGGCAUUAAGACAACUUCAGCAAAACUCACAAACUGUUCUACAUAGUAAACAGAUUCAAAUUGAAUUGGCCAGGAAACAAUCAUCAUUGUUAAUGGGAGAUGUAAAAAAACAUGAUGACAACCGAUGCCUUAAGGAAAACCACAAGGAAAAUGGACUAUGCCCUUUUGAACAUGUCACAGGCCGGCCCAUGUCCACUGAAAAUCUAACAUCUGACAGCCUUGUCCAAACUGAUGAAAGACUCAGUCUGGCAGUACACAAUGCCAAGAAUCAAGUUUUGGCACCUCCAAAAGGGAGCCAUGGUUUAGUGCCCAACAAAUGGGUAAAGAUUAAAAAAACUGAUGUGUCGCAACAAGAAUACAGAUGGGAAAGACCAAUUGAGGAUCUUUUAGUAACUGACACAGCAGUUAAGGCACAGGGAAACAAUGAGUGGAUUGAUGUGAAUUUGCCUAGAGAUGAGGGAUAGAUGGCAGUAGUGUUUUUCAGAGUCCAAAUAUGGUGGGACUAGAGUUUUUAGGCUCUAGCUUGUCGCCUGAGGAUGAAGACAUGAACAUUUCACCACUGAUAAACACUGUAGUGUCCUGCCAACAUUAAAUAGGGACAGUUAUAUUGGUAAUUAGGCAUAUUUUGUUUAAACUAUUUCUUUGGAAAGAUUUGUUUCCCUUUUCUCUGGUGUGAUUGUAGGUGUCCCAGCGUUUCAGAGGAUGAGCAAAGAUAUCCAACGCUUGGACCAAACUGCACUGGCCACCUAGAUAAACAUGCCUUAACAUCCACAGAACACAACAACAUUCGUCACUUCCACAAGAUCGCAACAUUAAAAUAAAAAAAAUAACUUAGGCAUUAAAGAUAAUGCAAACCUCACCAUGAACUCUUAUUCUGUCAUCUUAAGUAAGGGAGCCUGUAUGCAGCAUUCUGUAUUCAUGAUUACUGAAAAGUAUUGCAAGAAGGAACCUGUAUACAGCAUGUGUACAUGACUACUAAAAUUAUAACUGUUUUGUAUGUUCUUUCUAUUAUGUGUGAUCAAAAAUGAUCAAAGGGGGGAUUGAAAGAUUAUUUGUUUUUAAUUAACUUUGGUUGGAUGUAUUUGGAAUCAACUGUAGGCAACUGUACUUUGUUCACACCUCUUAGGUCAACAUCAAGUCAUUGAAUGGGCUCUCCAUGGGAGAGAUCCUUUCAAGUCACCAAAAGGUUACACUAUCAUUGUCUCUCCAUGGGGUGUUAUUGUAUUGUUUGUAGCACAUUUGUUAACAGGUAUAAAGGUCUGUUCUCACAGACAGUACUUUGGGUUAAGAUUGUAUGAAGGAUGACAUGCUAACAUCACUGCUGAAGAACUGCUACACUGCUACCUUCAAUAAAUUCUUCUCCCCACAA